Molecule: messenger RNA, 2765 nt
Organism: Cryptomeria japonica (Japanese cedar)
Lineage: Eukaryota; Viridiplantae; Streptophyta; Pinopsida; Cupressales; Cupressaceae
Product: U-box domain-containing protein 4
Exons: 2
Coding region: 824-2362 (512 amino acids)
Cellular component (GO): cytoplasm; nucleus
Molecular function (GO): protein binding
Source: RefSeq, a predicted model, not a curated record
AAAAUCGCCCAAGUCUUUGCUUUUCUGGCACCCUUUUCGUCAGUUGUCCAGCUUUGAUCGAAGACCGGAAGACCCACAAUCUGAGAACACUGUUUCAUAAAGGAAAUCAAAAAAUUGUAAACCUCUUUGUUAGGGUUUUAGCGUAAUUAAAUCACUUCAUAGGUGUUUGAAUCGGGGUAACCAUUUUGAGCGCUUCUCUUGUGGGUAAUUAUUAAAAUCAGUAAGGCGAGAUGGAAGUACUUAGGUAACUCAUAUUGGCCCCCACAGGUAUAUAAUGGCAGUGGGACUUGGUAUCAGGCCUGAUGAUGGCUUAAAUAGGGCCUCUAUUUACCACAUCCUUUUUUUCUUGUGGCUGGCGCUUAGUUUGUUGUUAUGAAAAAGUGGAAGCCCAGAGGUAGAACUCAGCUUGGCCCACAGUAGACAGAAUUUUAAUUGAAUGUAUUCCCGUCGCCUUUUGGUUUCCAAUCUUUUAUUUGACCCCUGUUAAUUAAUCAUUGCAAUAGUUUCCCAAAUUCUCUUUGAUUUCAUCGACAGCGUGUACCAGUUCUUAUUAGUUUUGCUUGCAUUCCAACUCUUGCUUUGUUGGUUCCAAGCCACCGCCAUAAUAUGCUCCACCUGCUGCAGUCUCGGAGGGCAGUGCCAUCUAUACAGAAGUACAAUCCAGUUUUCAUCCAAAAGAAUUAGUCCUGCCUGUCAAAUAGUUGCAGUCCUGAUCAAAGCACAGGAUGAUGUUCAGAACAUAACUUUAUCCGGGCCUAAAUAGGUAACCACAAGUUGGAUUUUCCUGUUUAUCGGAGAGCUUUUCAUUUUCUCAACAGCCAAGAUGAUUUCUAUGUCUGAAUCCCAUCCGAAGCAAUACCCAUCUUCCCAAGCUCAUUUCAAGUCAUAUCUUGGUUCCCUUUCCAACAGCCUUCCUAACAUGCAGUCCAGGGUGAGAAGGAACGAGAUGGAUAAGCUGCAGAGGCCUGCACCCAGAUCCAUGAGAACCUUCCGUUCAAAGCUAUUUUCUAGAGAUGAAGUUAGUUGCAGUAUGUCAAGUGGACCGUUGGAUAGUUCAACAGAGCAAUCUUUUAGCAUGGAGGAGAAAAGAACAAUGGAGAAGCCCGUCGGUGGUAUAAUGAAAAACAGUUGUGAUAAUGACGAUGAUGAGGAGGAUGAAUUGGAGUGGGAAGGGAGUGAUGUAAUGGGAGUGGAGACCAAUUCUUUUGAUUAUUCUCAAGCUUUUAGUGAUUUUUCUGCUUAUAGCAGUGAUAUAUCAGGGGAGUUGCUCAGAUUGGCAACUGCAACAUCAUCACCCGCCUGUAAGAAUAGUACUGGUGUUCAGAAGGAGCCUGCAUCUCAGGCACAAUGGAUGGGCAGACUAGUCAAGUCAAGGCAUUUAGGAGAGGAACAGAUGCAGGGAAAUCCACAUACAUCAUCACCCACAGCAAGAACAGAGGCCAUUAAUGAAUUCCUUGAGCCUGAAAAGCUAGAAGUAGUUGUCAAGGCUUUGGUUGAGGAUUUGGACGCUGGUAAUUCAAUCGAAUCACAGAGAAAUGCAGCUGCAGAAUUGAGGCUUUUAGCCAAGAAUAAGACGGAGAACAGGGUCAUGAUAGCGAGGGCAGGAGCCAUAAAACCUUUGGUAUUUUUGCUUCAUUCCCCAGACCCCCAGACUCAAGAAAACACAGUGACUGCCCUUUUGAAUCUCUCUCUGUGUGACAGUAACAAGACAGAAAUUACCUCUGCUGGGGCAAUCAAACCUCUAAUAUAUGUGCUGAAGACAGGAACUUCAGUAGCCAAGCAGAAUGCAGCAUGUGCCCUCUUGUGUCUCUCCCUAAUAGACGAGAACAAGAUUUCAAUAGGUGCUUCAGGGGCAAUCCCACCCUUGGUGUCUCUUCUUAUCAGUGGAUCAUCUAGGGGCAAAAAGGAUGCAGCAACGACUCUAUAUACUCUAUCAUCUGUGCAUCAGAACAAGGACAAGGCUAUAAGGGCAGGGGCAAUCAAACCACUUGUUGAACUCAUGGCCGAUCCUUCCUCUGGUAUGGUGGAUAAGGCUGUUGUUGUUUUAAGUAAUCUGGCUAGUGUCCCAGACGGGAAAAACGCCAUUGUUGAAGCGGGGGGCAUACCAGUCCUGGUAGAGAUACUAGAGGGUGGGUCUAAAAAGGGUAAAGAGUUUGCCACUGCAACACUUUUGCAUAUCUGUGUAGAUAGUUACCUGUAUCGCACAUUGGUCUCAAGAGAAGGGGCAAUACCUCCACUCGUGGAACUAUCACAGUCAGGCACUACUAGAGCCAAACAUAAGGCUUCAGCUCUUCUUCAGUACUUGAGGGAGCCAAGACAGGGGAGUCUUCGUGAGCAGCAAUCAGAGUGCUCAACAUCAUAAGCAAAUUUCCACAAGCUAAUGUCCUGCCUAGGAAGGAAUACAAAUUGUAGUCUGUAUGAUUGAGCCUGUAAAUACGAACAGUAUAGUGUAACGUACAUCAGUCUCGCAGACCUUAAUAUAUUUUGUUUAUACAUGUUGAACCUCUCGAAGGACACUGUGUUUGUAUAAACAGUUGGUAUAGUCAGAAAUGGCAUGUUUCUCUUGCCUGUUCAUGAUGUCCUUCAGAGUGAGCUUGUAGAUGUAGAGUUAUAGCAGUCUGCGGAAGCAUUCCUUUCCUUACUAUUGUACAGAGGGGUAGGCAAUAUAUGAUUUUGGAAGUGCAGGAUUUCCUUAUAAGUUUUAAUCAUAUGAUUGUAAUGAAAAAUCUUGGGGCAAAAUGAAAAUAUAUGUGAAAUUAUUAUCA